Triplophysa rosa is the source of this 6074-nucleotide messenger RNA. It is a transcript of the gene tnk2b, whose product is annotated as tyrosine kinase, non-receptor, 2b. Gene Ontology annotation, cellular component: extrinsic component of cytoplasmic side of plasma membrane. The record is from RefSeq and is a predicted model, not a curated record. The transcript is spliced from 15 exons. The coding region runs from base 874 to 4185 and encodes 1103 amino acids. Lineage: Eukaryota; Metazoa; Chordata; Actinopteri; Cypriniformes; Nemacheilidae. Gene Ontology annotation, biological process: protein phosphorylation; negative regulation of epidermal growth factor receptor signaling pathway; regulation of keratinocyte differentiation. Gene Ontology annotation, molecular function: protein binding; ATP binding; protein serine/threonine/tyrosine kinase activity.
UAAAUGUCAUAGAUUGAAAACCUGGGAAUAUCUUACAAAACCUUGGUCGUGCCAAUACAGCACUAGAAGCUGACACAGCAUCUACUCAAACGGUCAAAAGAGAAAAGAUCACUGACUGAGUGGACUGGAAAAACAAGCAGGUUUGGCGACACGUUUAGGUCAGUCAGAGAGAGUGUGAAGCGAGCACCCACAUGGACCUGAUUUCUCUCUCUCUCUCUCUCUCUCUCUCUCUCUCUCUCUCUCUCUCUCUCUCUCUCUCUCUCUGUCUUCUUAUUUUCGCUGUUUUUCACUUAUCUCUCUCGAGCACAUUCGCUCACUGGAUUGAAGUGUGCUCAUGAAGAAGAGCCCGGGUGCGUUCUGAUUGGUCGAAAGCCUCAAGCCCAGUGCUCACUGGCGAGUGCACUUGACGAGGCAGCUGCUGUGUUGUCGGGGGCAACCACUCACUGCAGCUGCAGAGACCACCAGCCAGGGCUUAAAACAAGGGGAAGGAGUAGGAGGAAGAAAUGAAAUGAGAAAACAUGACAACAAUAACAAGGGAUUAGCCCAUGGCAUCAGCUGAGCCAUCAUUAAAAAAAUCUCUCACCACACACAGCUGUUUCAGAGGCAAAGGGGAGGGAUGGAGCGUUUCAGAUAGCUCACUGAAGCAGCCAGAUUGAAAAAACACUCAGGAAAAGGAGGAUGUACGAUCUGCUUUGUGCAUAGUAGCAUUUGGAAAUGCGUGUGGAUGUGACAGACUCUUCUCACUGAUAUUGUGAUCACACAUCAAUAGAAACUGACACUGCAUCCAGGACCAAGGUAUCAGUCGACUUAUGAGGAGUAUAAAUUAGUGGUGUCCCGUGCGCAGAGGAAUAGACCACAUCCAUGUCGAUUUGAAUGCGAGGGCUGAUGAGCAACUCAGCUGGACUCUUCUUUGACCUUAACAUGGGGGACACUGCAGAAUACCAGCGUCUGCCCAGCGAUGGCGAUGAGGACGAGAAGCUGGGCAGUAGCAUGCAGUGUGAGGAGGGCACUGAGUGGCUGCUGGAGCUGCUGAUGGAAGUGCAGUUGCAGCAGUACUUCCUGCGCAUCCGUGAUGAGCUCAACGUUACCCGCCUUUCACACUUUGACUAUGUAAAAAAUGAGGACCUGGAGAAGAUUGGGAUGGGCCGUCCAGGGCAGAGACGCCUGUGGGAGGCAGUGAAGAGAAGGAAAACUAUGUGCAAGCGCAAGUCUUGGAUGAGCAAGGUGUUCAGCGGUAAAAGACCAGAAGGAGAAUUUAAUCCCCAGCCGGCCAGUACGUUCCGGAAAACUUCCCCCACACCGCCUCCAUUAGAUGGCCAGCAACAAGCCCUCACCUGCCUGAUCAGUGAAAAAGACCUGGCCCUCUUUGAGAAACUGGGCGACGGUUCCUUCGGCGUGGUCAAACGUGGAGAGUGGUUCACGCCAAAUGGGAAAGUGCUUAAUGUGGCAGUGAAGUGUCUGAAGACAGAUGUGCUUAGCCAGCCAGAUGCUCUGGACGACUUCAUCCGGGAGGUCAAUGCCAUGCACUCCCUCGACCACCAGAACCUAAUCCGUCUCUACGGAGUCGUCCUCACGCACCCCAUGAAGAUGGUGACUGAGCUCGCGCCCCUGGGCUCCAUGCUGGAUCGUUUGCGGAAGACCCUGGGCCAUUUCCUCAUUUCCACCCUGUGUCAGUACACCAUCCAGAUUGCAAAUGGCAUGGCUUACCUAGAAUCCAAACGCUUUAUCCAUCGGGACCUGGCUGCUAGAAACAUUCUGCUGGCUUCCAAUGAGCUGGUCAAAAUCGGAGACUUUGGGCUGAUGAGGGCGCUGCCUAAGAAUGAUGACCAUUAUGUCAUGCAAGAGCAUCGCAAAGUCCCGUUUGCAUGGUGUGCCCCAGAGAGUCUGAAGACGCGCACAUUUUCUCAUGCCACGGACACAUGGAUGUUUGGUGUGACGUUGUGGGAGAUGUUUACCUAUGGACAGGAGCCCUGGCUGGGCCUGAAUGGUAGUCAGAUACUCCACAAAAUUGAUAAGGAAGGUGAAAGGCUGCCUAAACCAGAGGACUGUCCUCAGGACAUCUACAAUGUCAUGAUGCAAUGCUGGGCUCAGAAACUAGAUGACAGGCCCACCUUUGUAGCUCUAAGGGAAUUCCUGGUGGAGACCAUGCCCACAGACAUGAGGGCACUACAAGACUUUGAUGAGCCUGACAAGCUUCAAAUCCAGAUGAAUGAUGUUAUUACUAUCAUAGAGGGCAGGGCAGAGAACUACUGGUGGAGAGGUCAGAAUAAGCGCACCCUGAAGGUUGGUCAGUUUCCUAGGAACACUGUAACGUCAGUCGCGGGUCUGUCUGCCCAUGAUAUAAGCCGUCCACUAAAGAACAGCUUCAUCCACACGGGCCAUGGAGACACUAACCCCCACCGCUGCUGGGGCUUUCCUGACAGGAUCGAUGAUCUUUAUCUUGGUAACCCCAUGGAUCCUCCAGAUGUGCUGGGGUUGGACUCGAAUUCUGCCAGACCAACUCAACUUCCUGGACGUUCUAAGAAGGAGGCUCCCCCUCGACCCCCUCAGCCAUCUUUGCUGUUUAAGAAACCCUGCUAUGAUGCUGUUACUGACGACAAGGACCAAACUUCCAUAGGCCUUCGCCGACUCUCUUUAAAGAAAAAGGGCCUUAAGCUCAAGCCAGCCGCAUGGGUUUCUGCUACCAAGUUAGGUGAACGUUCUGUUUACGGUGUGCGGACUCAAGGGGGCAGCACUCCUACAGAAGUCUCUCUCAUAGACUUUGGAGAAGAGCUCCCAUCGGCUACACCCUCUCCUGUAGUGGAGAUGCAAAUCCCCACACUUGCUAAACUGGCACUCGAAGGAGAAAAUAUUUUAGACAAAACUCCUCCUCAGAGCCCCUCACGCUUUUUACCUUUCCCCCUUCACCCUACCCCAGUGGUGGACUGGGACGCCCGACCCCUCCCUCCACCCCCGGCCUAUGACGAUGUAGCACAAGACGAGGAUGACAUUGAAGUGAGCUCCAUAAACAGUGCGGAUCGAGGACCUGAUGAACCGUGCUCUCCGCGUACGCCUUGCUCCCCCACUGGGAAGGGUAAUCCUCACGUAGAAGACAAUUUGUUUUUGCCCUGCAGACAGAGCCAUGCCUGUUCAUUAUCACAGUCGACUGAGAUUUUCCAGGAGCUGCAACAGGAGUGUAUGAGGCAUCUCAAUGUACCUGUGAGCUCUACCAGCCCAGGUCUGGAGACACACCGCCAGAUUAUCCUAACGCUUUCAGAAGACAAGCCCCAGAUACCACCACGCAUACCCAUCCCACCCCGCCCGGUCAAGCGCGCAGGGGGCGAGUAUGCACGCUGGUCUGGUGAGCUCUCUCCGGUCUCCGGAAAUGAGGAGGACAAGGAGCGUCCACCCCAGAUCCCCCCACGGGACCCCCUCUCCCAGCCGGGCUCACGCACACCCAGUCCACAUGUGGGCUCACCGCAGACCCGCGGCAGCCUCUGCUCUUCCGCUUCUAUUUAUGGCUCAUCCUACCUCUCCACCUCACCUGCUAAACUCAUGCCAACCACUCAGAGCUUUGCCUCAGAUCCCAAAUAUGCUGCUCCUAAGGUCAUUCAGGCACAGGGCAAAGACAAGGAAACACUUAAAGGGCCUUGCAUUUUACCUAUCGUACGCGACGGCAAAAAAGUCAGCAACACGCACUACUACCUCCUACCCGAGAGGCCUCUAUAUCUAGAUCGCUACGAUAAGUUCUUCAGAGAGGCGGAGAGUGGCGAGGUGAAGAAGCAGGUGAACACAGCCACCGUCAAGCCCAUGGUUCAUCAACAAGUUGAGCUCAAGUCCAAUUUUUCCUGCAAUAACAACAGCACUCUGACUGUCUCUGGAUGUAGAGGGGGAUUGAAGAACUCUCUCAGCCUGUCCAGAGUAAGCACUGAUGGCUAUUUUAGCAGAGCAGACACCCACGACAAACUCCUACUAGUACAGGAGGCCGUCCAUGGAGUGACCAUUGAAGAAUGUCAGACAGCUUUACAGAACCACAGCUGGAAUGUGCAAAAAGCUGUGGAAUACUUAAAGGUGGAGCAACUCUUCUGUCUGGGGCUGAAGACAAGGCUGGAGUGUCAUAAUAUGCUAGAGAUGUAUGACUGGAACUUGGAGUUAGCCAGCACACAAUUGUUGGACUCAUGUGGCUCAGUCAAACUGAGGCGAUGAUACACUGAAAAAUCCUGAUGGCCGAAAAGACUUUUGAGAUAUCUUCAUAGCACAUUUUACCUCCACUCCAGCGCCGGAAAUGACUUUAUCUGUCUGUAUACAAAUGAGACAGUGACUGCGCUCCUCUGGUGUCUGGCCAGAAAUCCCUUUCUAGGGUACAAUAUUGAGUUCACAGGUCAACGUUGAAAGAACCUGCUCUUGUUGUUCCACUUGAUGGUGACAGAUGGAAAAUAAGGUGCUGCUUGUGUUUCUUACAAUUAUUUUCAUAGAGAAUUUUAUACAAGUAGGAGGUGAAGAAAGACACGUGAAAGCUUCUAUAAAUGUCUAUAUACAGUACUGUAGGAUGUUUUGGUUAUACAUUUGCAUUUGAUACGUUUGAGUUCUUGGUUCUUGUCAGAUAUUUGUUGUUAGACUCUUGCAUUUUUUGUGUGUGUGGAUCACCUGCAACAAAGAAAGAGUGCAAACUCUUCCAACUUAAAGUGAUUUAGUUAAAGUGCACCCAAAACUAUCAUGGGUCAUUUCCUCACCCUCUCAUCAAACCUGUAUGACUUUCUUCCGCAGAACACAGAAGAAGAUAUUUUGAUGAAAGUUAACUGCCCCCCAUUCACUUGCAUUGGUUUUGUGUCCAUACUAGAAGUGAAUGGGGACCAGUGCUGUUUGGUUACCAACUUUCUUCAAAAUAUCUUCUUUUGUGUUGUGCGGAAGAAAGACAGUCAUAAAGGUUUGAAAUGACAAGAGGGUGAGGAAAUUUUCAUUUUCAGGUGAACUAUCACUUUAAGGCUGCAUGUAUGUUGUAUUUAACAAGUUAUGUGUUAAAAUUUUGAACAUUUUUCCUGUGUCACUUUUGUUGACAUAGAUGUACGACCCUCUGCCUUUUCUGUAUUUUCUCUUCACUACUUAGCUUUAUGCAUCACUAUAAAUUACUCAUUUGUAGUGAAACCUACUUUUCUCCUGUCACACAAUUAGUCACACAGCUAUGGUAAUAUUGUUUGUUGAUUUGCACAAUGCUGCUUCCAGUAUGAACGCUUUAUGAGAGGAAAACCCUUGAAACACACCAGAAGACCUCCAAAGCACAAAUAAGUGAACUUGUUGCUUGUCUUUGUAAUUCAGUCAAUUACCUGUGUUUUAUUUAAUGAGUAGUACUGUUAACAUGUUUUAGUUGGGUUGACUGCACCCGUACCCAUCUAAAAUAGUGAGUCUGUUGUACAGUGUUGUUUUAGCCAUACUUCAUUCCAAACUCGCGUUUCAUAAGAUCUUCUAUCCAUGGUAAGGUAUUUUCAAUCUGCUUGAGAAAUGACCAACAAAUAAAUAAAUGAAGACAGACCAUGUACAACAGAUUCACAUAAACAGCAAUGUCUAAUAGUUUUGUUCUGUCGGUUGUAGCACAUGUGUAAAUGUGUAUGGGUGGGUAUCAUAUACUGUACAGUAGAUGCUGCUUCUGUGUGCAUGAUGGAACAUUGUCAACAUUGUGCCGUCCUACAUCCCUGCAAUCUAGGAAGGGGGCUUGUAGUAUUUGUUACCCUGGCAACCUCUGUGUUGUUUUUGAUGGGACAUCAUUUUCCCCAGAGGAUACGUCAUGCACCCUGCUGCUUCAAGCACAGUGACUGCUUCUGUGAUCAUCUGAUGAAUCCGUUAGCAGUUUAAACAAGCCCUUGUCUUACCGUAUGCUGUUGUAGUUUUAGUAAGACUCCAGUAGGUUUGUUGAGUUCCUGUUCAUGUGUUGUAAUUUGUCCUUUUAUCUCCGGUCCAGUCUAUCUAUGUGCUCUGAAUAGCUUUAUGAAUUAGAACCUUUGUGUCCUAAUUGUUUUAAAUGCACAAUGAUGCAAAGUUUAUAAAGUGUAUAAUACUAUUAUAUAAAUGUAUUUUUAUUAAAAAGGACUAUUUUUUUA